Suillus subaureus is the source of this 673-nucleotide messenger RNA. RefSeq lists its product as uncharacterized. The transcript is spliced from 4 exons. The coding region runs from base 242 to 481 and encodes 79 amino acids. The record is from RefSeq and is a predicted model, not a curated record. Lineage: Eukaryota; Fungi; Basidiomycota; Agaricomycetes; Boletales; Suillaceae.
CACAAUAUACAGCAUGGGAUGCUGGCAUGUGGAGAUCUUGCUGACAAUCAUCAUACAUGUACAAAUCCUACUAGAACCGUUAUGGGCUAUUUAUUCAGCUCCUCUCUUUCUUGGUAUUCCGACCUCGAGAACGUAUAAAACCAGGCGGGUUCAGCAGUAGGCGAACUACAUCUGCCCAUCGACAUCAUUACACUCUCGUCUUGUUGCAUCUCAAUCAUCUACAUCAGCCUGUCUAACUACGAUGUGCAAACAAAUAGCUGAAGGAACACGCUGGCUAAGAUGCGGGCACUUUCAAAGACAUCUCGUCAUUGCCAUCGUAGAUUGCAAUUCAACUCGCUGCGAGCGCAGUUACAGACACCCACCAAACUGUCGGCAACCAAACUGUACUAAAAACUUCGGACCCGAAAUCCAGCGCUCGAUCGACGAUGUCGAUGAGAUUUGUCUACAGUGUCGUACAGCAAUGGCUCGUAGGCGUGGUUGACAAGGCUCGAGCAUCCCUCCUUAGAGAGCGGGCAAAACAUCUUUCCCCAUAUUGAUACUCUCACAUCAUUCGUGUUAGCAUUAUAUUGCACCAUACUUGUAACAUAUCCAUUUCAUACUCUCCGCUCGGAAUCAAACUUUCCGCACCCGAAGGCAUUCGGUUUUGAUACUACUUUAGUCCGUAUCUGGAAGA